AUGGGUCAGGAACAUAUGGACAAGUGGGGAUGCCCGGUAUCAAUCCUGAGUGACCAAGGCCGGACAUAUGAGAGCAAAGUCUUUCGAGAGUUGUGCAGAUUGCUGGGAGUAAAGAAAGUGCGGACAAGUGUGCGAAAUCCGAGAUGCAACGGUCAAGUCGAAAGAUUUAACCGGACACUAGUCCGCAUGAUCAGAGCCUACCUUCAGGGAGUACAAGAAGACUGGGACUUGAACCUAGGAUGUUUGGCCGGAGCAUACAGGGCGACACCGAAUGAGUCUACAAAGCUGACUCCGAAUUUGCUAACGAUGGGAAGAGAAGUGCGACUCCCGGCAGAGCUUGUGUUUGGCAGUACCACCAGUAAGUCUGAAGUACCAGUGACCAGCUAUGGUGACUAUGUUGAUGGUAUCCUGUCAAAGAUGAACCAUGCCCAUGACAUAGCCAGGAAACAUUUACAGAAGUCAGCUGCACGAAGCAAGGAGAUAUAUGACAAAAGGAUGUUGGUGAAUAACUACGAGAAGGGUGAUGUGGUUUGGUGUUUAGCUGAAUCCAGGAAAGUUGGCGAAGCUCCCAAGCUGCAGCCAGCUUUCGAAGGACCAUGUUUGGUGUUAAGGAAGUUGUCUCCCUUGACCUUUGUAAUACAGCUAAGAGAUCAAGGGGCAGAGCUAUUUUAG
This is a messenger RNA of Mercenaria mercenaria, 672 nucleotides long. RefSeq lists its product as uncharacterized. Bases 1 to 672 code for a protein of 223 amino acids. The record is from RefSeq and is a predicted model, not a curated record. Gene Ontology annotation, molecular function: nucleic acid binding. The transcript is spliced from 2 exons. NCBI's taxonomy places the organism in Eukaryota, Metazoa, Mollusca, Bivalvia, Venerida, Veneridae. Gene Ontology annotation, biological process: DNA integration.